Molecule: messenger RNA, 7874 nt
Organism: Betta splendens (Siamese fighting fish)
Lineage: Eukaryota; Metazoa; Chordata; Actinopteri; Anabantiformes; Osphronemidae
Gene: apc
Product: APC regulator of WNT signaling pathway
Exons: 17
Coding region: 281-7009 (2242 amino acids)
Biological process (GO): nervous system development; cell migration; Wnt signaling pathway
Cellular component (GO): catenin complex; cytoplasmic microtubule; beta-catenin destruction complex
Molecular function (GO): microtubule binding; gamma-catenin binding; beta-catenin binding
Source: RefSeq, a predicted model, not a curated record
AGAAGAAGAUCGCUUUCACGCGGACAUGGAAAACAAGAUGGCGGAUUGCUGCAGCCCCACUUUUUCCACAACCAAAAGGCCGAGUUAAAACUUCUCUUGGACUUAGACUUUUAGCGAACUCGAUUUUUGUCAUUCUGGUCGGACACAUGAGAGGCAUCUGCUGUCUGUAACUGAUUAUUUAAUGAUGGCAUAUGGUUCUACGCUAAUGGGUUCUUGAAAUUGCGGCAGACGGAGGCAGAUUUUGGACAGUUUCACCGGGACGGUCACCUGUGACUCCAGCAUGGCGGCAGCGUCAUAUGACCAACUGCUGAAACAGGUGGAGGUGUUGAAGAUGGAGAACUCAAACCUCAGACAGGAACUGCAAGACAAUUCCAACCACCUGACAAAGCUGGAGUCGGAGGCCUCCAACAUGAAGGAAGUGCUGAAGCAGCUCCAGGGCACCAUAGAGGAAGAGUCUGGUGAGGCAUCAGGAUCUCAGUUGGAGUUGAUUGAGCGACUAAAAGAGAUGAGCCUGGACUCUGCUGGCUUUAAGACCAGGUCGAGGCCUCCUCUGCCCUCCUCAUCCUCAUCUAGCUCAGCCUCCUCGGGUUCUGUAGCUCCUGGAGGAGCAGCUGGAACCUCUGGAGCUCAAGGACCAAGUAUGUCCACUGCUUUCCCCAGAAAAGGGCUGCCACCUGCAGCCAGAGCUGGUCACGACCACUGCCUGGAGGAGCUGGAGAAGGAAAGGUCUCUCCUAUUGGCUGAGCUAGAGAAGGAGGAGAAGGAGAAGGACUGGUAUUAUGCUCAACUGCAGAAUCUCACCAAGAGGAUUGACAGUCUUCCACUGACUGAAAAUUUCACUUUGCAGACAGACAUGAGUCGGCGGCAGCUGGAAUUUGAAGCUCGCCAGAUCCGGUCAGCGAUGGAGGAACAACUUGGCUCUUGCCAGGAAAUGGAGAGAAGAGCACAGGCACGCGUGUCUCGCAUUCAGCAGAUCGAGAAAGACAUCCUGAGACUGGGAUCCCACCUACAGGUAGAAGGAGCUCAGGGUUCAAGUGACAAUGGUGGUUUGGCUGGUGUUCAGAGCACCACCAGCCGAUUGGACCAUGAGCCUUCUUCUGAAACCGGCUACUCUGUGCCCCGACGAAUCACUAGCCACCUUGGAACGAAGGUGGAGAUGGUGUACAGUCUGCUGUCCAUGCUGGGCACCCACGAUAAGGACGACAUGUCUCGGACACUGCUCGCCAUGUCCAGUUCUCAGGACUCAUGCAUCGCCAUGCGUCAGUCUGGAUGCUUGCCGCUACUCAUCCAGUUGCUUCAUGGCAAUGACAAAGAUUCUUUGUUGUUGGGUAACUCCCGUGGUAGUAAGGAGGCUCGUGCGCGGGCCUCGGCAGCACUGCACAACAUUGUGCACAGUCAGCCAGACGAUAAGAGGGGGCGGCGCGAGAUAAGAGUCCUGCACCUGUUGGAGCAGGUGCGUCACUACUGUGAAGCUUGUUGGAGCUGGCAAGAAAACCACGAAAGGGGCGUCGAUCAGGAGGGCAACCCCAUGCCGUCUCCGGUGGAGCAUCAGAUCUGUCCAGCCGUCUGUGUCCUCAUGAAACUUUCCUUUGACGAAGAACACAGACACGCCAUGAACGAACUUGGUGGGUUGCAGGCAGUGGCAGAGCUGCUACAGGUGGACUGUGAGAUGUUCGGCCUCAGCAGCGAUCAUUACAGCGUCACUCUGCGGCGGUACGCUGGCAUGGCGCUAACCAACCUCACCUUUGGAGAUGUGGCCAAUAAGGCUACGUUGUGCUCUAUGAAGGGCUGCAUGAGGGCGAUGGUUGCCCAGCUGAAGUCUGAGAGUGAAGACCUGCAGCAGGUGAUAGCUAGUGUUCUGAGGAACUUGUCAUGGCGAGCUGAUGUCAACAGUAAGAAGACACUGCGUGAGGUUGGCAGUGUACGAGCACUGAUGGGCUGUGCUCUUGAUGUCCAAAAGGAGUCAACUCUGAAAUCUGUACUGAGUGCACUAUGGAACUUGUCAGCCCACUGCACUGAGAACAAAGCAGACAUCUGCACAGUGGAUGGUGCUCUGGCUUUUUUAGUGGGAACAUUGACCCAUCGUAGCCAUAGCAACACGCUUGCCAUCAUAGAAAGUGGUGGUGGCAUCUUGCGCAAUGUUUCCAGCCUUAUUGCUACCAAUGAAGGUCACAGGCAGAUUCUGCGUGAGCAUAGCUGCUUGCCAACUCUUCUGCAGCACUUGAAGUCACACAGUCUGACCAUUGUGUCAAAUGCCUGCGGGACACUGUGGAACCUGUCAGCACGAGAUGCCAAAGACCAGGAGACACUAUGGGAGUUGGGUGCUGUGGGCAUGCUUCGUAACCUCAUUCAUUCACGUCACAAGAUGAUUGCCAUGGGCAGUGCUGCUGCCUUGCGUAACCUGAUGGCCAACCGCCCAGCACGCUAUAAGGACACUAGUGUGGUGUCGCCAGGUGCUGGUGCCCCAUCACUGCAUGCGCGCAAACAGAAGGCGUUAUUUGAGGAGUUGGAUGCACAGCAGCUGUCUGAAACCUUUGACAAUAUUGACAACCUGAGUCCCAAGGCAGCACACAGGAAAGGACGAGGCUGUAAUGGGUCUGGAGCGGGUGGGGCCACAACUCGUCCUUUUGCUAACACACCAGUUCUGUCCAGCCCUAAGAAUGGUGACGGAUCAAAGAGAAUGACGGACGACACUGCACAUGCAAGACCGGUAUUCCCACCUAGUGUCCGGGCCUCCAGCGACAGCCUAAACAGUGUGACAAGUGCUGAUGGCUACGGCAAUCGUGGCAAAACCAAGCCUUCAUCAGAACCGUUUUACUCAUCAGAUGAAAACGCUGCUAACAAGUGCUGUGUCUACAGGAAGUACCCAGCAGACCUGGCUCAUAAAAUCCGCAGUGCAAACCACAUGGCAGAUGAUGAUGGUGCAGAACUGGACACACCUAUAAACUAUAGCCUGAAGUACUCUGACGAACAGCUAAAUUCUGGAAGACAGAGUCCGACUCACUGUGGCCUUGACAGUGAUGAUGAGCAGGACACAAGGGUGAGGAGGAGGAACAAUGGCAGUGAAUCUACAGUGGGCAAUGGCUGCAUGGCUUCUGUACCUACUCCACGUUAUGUUGUAGUCACAGCAACAUCAAACUACAAUAGCGACUCAACAGGUGAACAGCCGAUUGACUAUAGCCUGAAAUAUUGUGCUGAAGUUUCCCGCAAAGAGUCCACUUCCCCCUCUCUCCCCAAUGUCACAAAUGCCACCGCUGCAAUCAAAAUGCGCCCCCCACCCACCCGGGCUGUGUCAAAAAGCCACCAGGAGUCGACACAGACUUAUUGUGUGGAGGACACACCCAUCUGCUUCUCCAGGGGCAGUUCAUUGUCAUCACUGUCUUCUGAGGAGGAAGACAAUGAUGUCAUGGUGAGGAAAGGGAGAGAGGGAAGGGGUGUUGUUGGCAGCAAUGACUAUCCAACGCUUCCUGUCAGUGAGAAAAAUGCACACGAGCAGCAACAGCACCGGCAGCAAAAGGAGGCAGAGAGUCAAACUGCUGCAACUGCUCCCUCUGCACGAGCACGGCGUGGCCACCACCACAGCCAUGCCCACCAUCAUCACCACCACCAUCAUGUUUCUUCAUCAUCAGGUGCCAGGACACCAAAAAGCCCACCAGAGCAGCCAUAUGCCCAAGAAACUCCGCUGAUGUUCAGCCGCUGUACAUCAGUCAGCUCCCUUGACAGUUUCUCCACCUCCUCCAUUGCUAGCUCUGUGCGCUCCAGCGAGCCAUGCAGUGGUGUGCCAAGUGGUGUGGUUAGUCCCAGUGACCUUCCUGACAGUCCGGGCCAGACCAUGCCACCUAGCCGCUCUAAAACACCACCACUACCCCCAUCUGCUCAAAAGACUACAGAGAAGGAAAAUUCAAAGAACAAGGUUGAGGAGGAGAGCAGCACGGAUGUUUUGCUGCACUUUGCCACAGAGAGCACACCUCAUGGCUUCUCCCGCGCCUCCAGUCUGAGCGCACUCAGUUUGGAUGAGCCCUAUAUCACAGAGGGGAUGAAAAACAAAGAGGCACAGAAAGAAGAAGAGCCAGAGACAGGGAUCAAAGAGAGGAAGGAGGACUCAAAACCAAUCCUUGAUGAAUCCGAUGACGAUGAUGACAUUGAAAUCCUGGAGGCAUGCAUAAACAUGGCAAUGCCCAAGUCAUCACGAAAACCAAAGAAACAGCAACAGGCAGUGCCACGGAAACCCAGCCAACUUCCCGUUUAUAAGCUCCUUCCUCAACACCGUGUCCAGUCGCAGCAGCGGAAAGAUGUGCCACCGCUGCCCGAGGAGGUGCCAAGAGUUUAUUGCGUUGAGGGAACUCCACUGAACUUCUCCACAGCCACCUCUCUGAGUGACCUCACCAUUGAUUCUCCGCCUAAUGAGGAGGUAGCAGUAUCUGUAGCCACACCCACUUCUACCCAGAGGAUGACAGGGAAUCCAGAAGGAGAGAAUGGGGACGACAUCCUUGCUGAGUGCAUUAGUGCCGCCAUGCCCAAAGCCAAGCCCAGAAAACCAACUCGGGCAGCCAGUAAAGAACAUACAGGAGCCCCUCCCCUGCCACCCCCCCUCCCUCCCACAGUUCUGCCCCCUUUUCACCCACAGCAGCAGAAAAAAAAACCAACAUCACCUGUAAAGCCAAUGCCCCAGCGGGCUACAUUUGGCAUCAGCACAUCAACAUCCAAAGCAAAACCAGGGUUUGCCUUUGAUUCACCACGACAUUACACACCCAUUGAGGGCACACCCUGCUGCUUCUCACGUAACGAUUCACUGAGCUCACUUGACUUUGAUGAAGACGAUGGUGGUGGUAACAAAGAUGAAGAUAAGAAAGCAAGAGAAGAAAGCGGGAAGAGGAAGCAUCAAACAGCAGCCGUUUUCCCUCAAACUAAACCAGCAACCAAUCAGAUGGCAGCUGAUGAGAAGCAGAAAUUUGCCAUUGAGGAUACACCUGUCUGUUUCUCCAGGAAUUCAUCACUGAGUUCACUGAGCGACAUUGACCAGGAGAACAACAACAAGGAAUUUGCUCCACCGAUCCUACAAGAGCAAGAUGAAGGCCAAGCUACAAGUCCUCCACCUGCACAGAUGGAGCUGAAAUCCCGUCCCUCUGCAUCCAUUUGCUAUGCCCCGAAAGCAUUUCACGUAGAAGACACACCCGUCUGUUUCUCCAGGAACUCCUCACUCAGCUCGUUAAGCAUAGACUCUGAGGACGAUCUGUUACAAGAGUGCAUCAGUUCUGCUAUGCCAAAGAAGAAGAAGAAAGCUGCAGCCACUGCGUCUACUGUUGCAGCGUCAGUUCCUGUUCUCAAAGCCGAUGACAUUCUAGCUGAAGAGGAGUCUGCAGAGGUGCCCAGAAGCCCUGCCUCUCCUGAUUCUGAGUCGUUUGAUUGGAAAGCAAUCCAGGAAGGCGCCAACUCCAUAGUUAGCAGUCUGAAUGCUGCUGCUGCUGCCUCAUCGCUGUCUCGCCAGCCUUCAUCAGACUCUGACUCAGUCCUAUCCCUGAAGUCUGUUGGCUCACCAUUCCGCUUUCCAACAACCACUCGCAAUGCUGAAGAAAAAGAUGACGGAGCUGAGAAUGAGGAAGUGAAGCGAGGAGCAAGAAUCCUGAAGCCAGGAGAAUGCAGUACACUGGAGGGCAAGAAGAAGGAUGAAGAGGAGGAGGCAAAGGCAGUGCGAGGUGGGAAGAAGAUUUACAGGAGCCUGAUCACUGGUAAACCGCGGUCGGAGCAAGCAGCUAGAGGCCGCAGCAAACCCAGAGCAGCUACUGUUGCCAAAGCUCCAGGAAGUAAUGAUGACAGAGGAGGCGCAUCUUCACGGGACUCUACACCAUCCCGUUCCUCGUCUGCAGCCAGUCAGAAAGUAGGAAAGCUGCCACAGAUGCUGCGCACAGCGUCUCCAGGAAGUGCAUCACCAUCACCAGCUUCCAGACCAGCAAAACAAAGCGUAAUAGCAAGAAGUGGAGGUGGCAUUCCAAGGAGUGAAUCAGCAUCGCGCCUUGGUGGCUCUGUAGCUCCAAAGAAAUCAAAGGCGGAGCCUGAGAAGCCAGCACUGGUCCGACAGUCGACUUUCAUCAAAGAGGCUCCAAGUCCAACACUAAAGAGGAAGCUGGAGGAAUCUGCAGCAGUUGCAGUUGUGCCAUUAGAAUCUCCAUCCAGCCCUGAGACACCACUGCCACAAACCACCAGGAGACAUGACGUAAACCGCUCACAUUCAGAGAGUCCAUCUCGCCAGCAGGAAGUGACAUCGUCGCGGUUUAACCGUACCGGAACCUGGAAGCGUGAGAACAGCAGUGCUGGAGGAGGAAGCAGUGGCGGGAAACACUCAACAUCAUUACCACGUGUAGGCACAUGGAAGCGAACAGGAAGCUCAUCGUCUGUGCUCUCUGCCUCGUCUGAAUCCAGUGAAAAGUGUCGGGGUGAUGAUGACUCUUCUAGGUCAAAGGGCACCUGGAGGAAGGUGAAAGGCGGCAGUGAUUCGGCAAGCCGUACCUUUGCUGACAAGUCAGAAGACGUGUGGGUUCGUCUUGAGGACUGUCCUGUUAACAAUCCACGCUCAUCCUCGUCCUGUUUAGCACGUUCUCCCACUGCCACCAAUGCUCCACCCGUAAUAGACAGCUCUGCUCCUACCAAGAUCCCUUCUUCCUCUUCCUCUUCCUCCUCAAACCUCAACCUGCGCCACAGUUGUGAGAGUCUGGAUGAUAAGCCGCUGCCCCCGCAGCAGCAGCGCAGUCAGCAGCGCAGUGGGGCUUUGGCAGCUCGGGUUAGCCCCUUUAAUUACACGCCCAGCCCCAGAAAAAGCAGUGCUGAUGUUGUUGUCACCACCACCACCACCACCUCCACGACAGCCACCACAACAUUAUCUACCACCCCCACACGACCCUCACUCAUUCCCACCCCUGUCACCAAAAAGCGUGAGCCAAAGGGUGGCGAUGGCAGUGGAGGAGGUGGAUCAGGGGGUGAACGUGGGUCCUACAUUGUGACAUCGGUGUGAAAGGAUCUGGACACAAAAAGGAGUAUGUGUAAAUAUAUUAAAAAAAAAAAAACACACACACUGAACCAUCAUUUACAAGAACAGUGUGUGAAGUUUCCUCUUUUCAGCUACAUUUCAGUCAAGCUCCUACAGAAAAGUGAACUUUUUAUGUUUUUAUAUCACUAAAGUCAUGUGUAGCGCUUAGUUCCUCCAGCUGUGACCCUGCAUGUCCCCCACACUUACCAUGCUGAAAGUGGUUAUGUUGGUAGCUUUAGAGUCUGAGUCGGUUCUGCUCCAAAUGAAAAUAAGUAUGUAUUUUUUAAAUGAGGUUUUGUUUUUUUACACAGUUUGAUGUGUUUUUACAUUUCUGCCAAAUUCCAUUUUAAAAUAUUUGGAAUUUCGUACAAAGUUGAACUGAACCACAAUGUCCUCAUGUUAAAAUUGACUUUUUGGUUCGAACCUGAGUAAGUGAUCCCGUUUGUUUUUGUACUAACCGAUCUAUUGCUUUUUUAGGAAUGCAUUAAAAAGACAUUUUAAUUAGUUUUAAAUGUUGUAAAUUACAGUCUGAUGGAUGUAAAGUAACUUCACUCACACUAACUGCUUUUAUUCGUGAGGGAAAUUUAAUUUAACUGGAAACACUUUGAAAACCCAAGUAACCUGAUAACGUUGCUCUCUGCGUCGCCUUGGAAACAAAUAACACUGUAAAAUGUAAGUUAUUGCUGUAAAUCCAUUUAACUUUGAAGCACAUAAUUUAAAACUAGAUGACUUUUGCCAGAACAGUUUUAUUCAUGGCUGUGAGUUAUGAUUUUUACUGUUUAUGCUGGUUGAAAAAGGCAAAAACUUUGGUGAUAUAACUGAAGAAUAAAAUUCUACAUUUAGAUGAAAA